CUCAGUGGCUCAUACGCGACUACUCCGCAAACUGGAAUCACUUUAAAAGUUUCUUCUUUCAGACACACGCAGCAAUACAUUGCAUCACCUCUUCCCACCCUGCACACGCUGAUGAAGCUCUGCUUCUCCACUUGAGAAGAUGAGCCUGAGGAUGUUAGUCUUGUCCUUUCUGAUUGUGCCGUGGACGAUCUGUUCAACAGCACAGCGUGAUAAAAUGGAGUUGCGACCUAGAGGUUUAGCGAGAAGAGUGGAAUUUGGAGAAGUGUACCCUGAUAAUGUUUUCAUGGAAGCCAAGAAACCAAAGAAAAAAGUCAUUGCAGCACCAGAAAGUACAGAUGAUACAGAUGACCAAAGCCUGACAGAUGACAAAAAAGAAGCAGAUCUGCCCACUUGUUUGCUGUGUGUGUGUUUGACUGGCUCAGUGUACUGUGAGGAGGUCAGCCCGGAGAUGAAAACAGUGCCAGCAUUACCAAAAGAAACCACAUAUCUCUAUGCACGCUUCAACAAAAUCACUAAAAUUACUAACAAGGACUUUGCAGACAUUGCUACAUUGAAAAGGAUUGACCUGACUGGCAAUCUUAUCUCUGAGAUAGAGGAUGGAGCCUUUUCUAAAUUGGUCCAACUGGAGGAACUAUCUCUGUCUGAGAACAGACUGGUCAAAUUACCAAUGUUGCCUCCAAAACUCAUCUCACUCAAUGCCAAUCACAAUCAACUCAAAACAAAAGGCAUCAAAUCAAAUACUUUUAAGAAACUCAACAAACUGGCAUACCUCUACCUUGGCAACAAUGAGCUGGAGGCCAUUCCACUACUUCCUGAGAGUCUGUGUAUCGUCCAUCUACAUAACAAUAACAUAACCACCUUGACGGAUGAAACGUUCUGCAAGGGCAAUGAUACUCACUACAUCAGGUACAACAUGCUGGAGGUGCGCCUGGAUGGGAACCCACUAAUCCUGGCUCAGCAUCCCAACAGCUUUAUCUGCCUGAGAUCUCUGCCAAUCGGACACUACAAGUAAAGAUGAGGGCAAGGAAUUGUACAACAUAUGUAUUGACAAGGAAGUGGGAAAACUCAAUGUUAUUACAGUGUUCUGUAAUGUAGCAAUAUUCAAAUAUUUUAAUUGUUAAUAAAUACAUCUUGUUUUCCCAUUA
Electrophorus electricus (electric eel) is the source of this 1145-nucleotide messenger RNA. RefSeq names its product osteoglycin, paralog b (gene ognb). Gene Ontology annotation, molecular function: protein binding. Lineage: Eukaryota; Metazoa; Chordata; Actinopteri; Gymnotiformes; Gymnotidae. The record is from RefSeq and is a predicted model, not a curated record. Gene Ontology annotation, cellular component: extracellular matrix. Gene Ontology annotation, biological process: bone development; articular cartilage development.